AUGGCGACGCUCACCGAACGACCGCGUCCGGAUCCGUGUGCGCAAUCGCAGUACAGGCUCGAUUACGAUCUAUUCGCGCAGGUUUUUCCGCGCCUCUUGCCGUGGCAAGUUUCGGACAUUUUUGUGGUCCGCGUUUUUCGGCUUCUCGACAUAUUGGAUAGCGGUUUGUUGACGUUUCGCGAUCUUGCCGUCACUCUAUCGAUUCUGCUUCGCGGCGAGGCCACCGAGAAGUUGGCGUUGUUCUACAAGUGCCACUUGCCGCCGGCGUUCAAUUUUUCCGAUCUCGAUGAGCUCGACGCGUGUCGAUUGAAUAGCGAGACGAGAGACGACGAGACGGAAAUCGCCACCGAGGCGACGACGUUGCUGGAAUCGCCGAAACGAGCGCGAUCGCAAACGUCGGCGUCGAUCAAUAUUCCCCAUGGGCGGGUGUCGUCCGAUCCGGCGAUCGACGCCUCACUCCGAACACGUUGCAGCACGUCGAGCGCCGUAUUGGUAUCGUCGCCGUGUGAGGAUCGCACGUCGGAUGCCGAAUCGUUGAUCGAUAUGAUAACGGCGAAAUCGAUCAAAUCGAUUCAUUCGGAGAACGAGCAAGACCGCGUUCAUAUGGCUGAAGUCGCCAGCGAAGAUUCCUAUUCGGUUGUUGAUGAAUCAAUUGAGAAGCUGAAGCAGCUUCGAGCGAAAACGAUGUCUUCUGAGGCGUCUUCGACUCGACUAGAAUUGAAAAUAUUGCCCGAUAUGACACAAAUUCAAUUCAUUCAAUUGUGGAAAACGUUCUACGAUAUGCUGGGCGGCAACGAGACCGAUGAGUGUGUGUUCCAUUCGCUGGCUGUCACCGGCACAUUGCUUCUUCAACUCGGCGAGACGCAUCGCGAAUUGCAAUCGAAGAUGGAGGCGCAAAUUGCGGACGCUUUAAAAACAAUUGAUGAUGAUGAUGAUGAGGCGAAUGAGACGCUCAAAAUUGAUAUGGAAUUUGAGGAGGAUCGAAAAAUCGAUCCGAUCGAGGAGCAGCGAAAACGAAUUGGUGAUAUGAGAACGUGUAUUGCUGACGGCGAAUGGCGUGUGAACUUGGAGCAAAUUAUGGCUACCGUAAUCGCCGAGGGUCCGCUGUGCGAUUUUUUUGAGAAAAAAUACUCACUUGAAGCAUUAAUAGAGAGGUAUUGUCGAACGCGAUUUUCGAAAUGUUCAACAUAA
Messenger RNA from Caenorhabditis bovis, 1191 nucleotides. The record is from the annotation of a GenBank genome assembly. NCBI's taxonomy places the organism in Eukaryota, Metazoa, Nematoda, Chromadorea, Rhabditida, Rhabditidae.